AUGUCAAAUUAUCCGUCUCUACCAACACCUCAAGUACCUGUUAUUAAUCCAAUGAUGAAUAAACUGGACGAUCUUAUUGGGAAAUUAUCUGAGGUUAAAGAUCAUCUAGCUAACUUAUCUUCUAAAUAUGACAAAUUUGAAGAAUUCAUGAAGGAUAAAAAUCAAAAUGACGAACACAUUAAAGAAAAUUUAGCUACAUUAUCAAAUUAUAGUUCUGAAUUAAAAAAGAAUGUUAUUCACAAUAGCUUACUAAUUAAUCGUCAUGAAAAUUUAUUUAUUAAAUUAAUUUUACCAAUGCUGGAAGAUGUAUUCUCUUUAUUUGCUGCUCAAAUUAUCGACAAACAAGGUAAUUCACUUGAUAAAAGGGAAAAUAAAAAUGGCGGUGUAUUAGUACUAGUUAAAGAAGGGAUGACAGCUAGUAGAGUUACUUGUAAGAUUCCAAACGUUUGUGUAGUUGAUAUUAAAGGAAAAGAAGAGUUUAGAUUACUUGGUGUGUAUGCACCUGAUAGUAAAAAUUGGUCAUGGGAUGAUCUUUCCCCCUUUUUAUCUAAGAAAUGUAUUAUUUAUGGCGAUUUUAAUAUUGAUAUUAUAAAAGAUGGAACGAAAGCCGAUCCUCUUCUUCAGUGGACAGAUGAGCAAUUUUUAGCCCCUAUCAUUCCUAACUCUCGAACUUCGUUGCGUUCUGAUAGAGUGAUCGAUUAUGCUUUAGUACGUGGUUUUAAUUUAGAUAUUCAAACCUAUAAGGGAAAGACAACAAGUGAUCAUCUUCCUAUAAUUUCUGUAAUUCCUUUGAAUAUCUCUCAGCAAACGUUUGGAAAAAAGAUUCAUUGGGAAGUUUUCUCACUUUUCUCCGAAUAUACUUUUUCCUUUUGGGAAGAGAAUUGGAAUCUCGAUUCUAUGGAUCAUACAUAUAAUGAUUAUAUUCGUUUUUUAUCUCUUCUAUCAACGCGUUGUACGACGUUUUUUCGAUUAGAUAAAUAUCGUUCAGCUUUACCCGUCGAAAUAAGAUCGUUCUUAUCUUAUAUUAGAGCACUUUCCUUUAGGCACUUAAGAACGAAAUGUCCUAUGUUAAAAAAGGAGGUAUUAUUCUUGAAAAGAAUUGCCAAAAAUGAACUGGAUCGUUUUUUCUCCUCUCAAUUGGAUUAUCAUCUUCGUGUUCGAAAUUCUUCUUCUUCUGCAGCUAGUUCCUUUUGGUACAGAAGUAAACGUUUUCUUAAAUCUUCAUCAUCUUCUCUGAAUGCUCUUAUUGAUACAUCUGGACAGAUAAUUAGAGAAAGUGAACUUAUGUGUGAUAUUGCAGCAGAUUAUUAUGAAACUUUUUUUAAAAGUUCAAAUAUUAUUAGACCUCAUCCAUAUACUGAUUCUCCUGCUAUUAAAUUUGAUAAUAGCGAUGAAAUUAUUCCUGAAGUGAAACUUGAGGAAUUAGUUAACUAUAUUCAUGCUAAACGUAAAAAGAAAUCCGUCGAUGCUCAUGGCAUCUCGAACUAUAUGUUCAACUAUCUUCAUAUCGAACAUUGGUCUUUGUUGCUUAAACUCUUCAAUCUUUCUUUUCAGAAAUCUAUUUUACCUUCAGCCUGGAAAGAUACUCGUGUAAUACUACUAGCUAAAAAAGAAUCCAUUUGUCCACCUUCAUUAACUCGACCUAUCUCAUUACUUGACUCAUUUCAAAAAGUUGGAGAAAAACUUUUUCUUACACGUUUUCGGGAUCUUCUCUCCAGGAGAGGUCUUUUGCCAGAUAAUCAAUCGGGAUUUCGUGAAGGAUUUAGAUUACAAUCGCGUCUACUACUUUUUCUUGAAGAUAUGUAUAGUCUUAUGUCGAAUAGUGCACCUGUCAGUACAGUUUUCGUUGAUUUUCGUGCUGCAUUCGACCAAUUAUGGUUUCUCGGAUGUAUAGGGAAACUACGGAAUUUAGGUAUUCCUAAAGCGUAUUUAGAUUGGAUUGAAGCUUGGUUGUUGAACAGGAGAUGUUUUAUCGAAAUCAAUAAUAAACGAUCUCGAUGGUUUUCUAUAGAAAAAGGGGGCCCUCAAGGUAGUGUUUUAACUCCUACGUUAUUCAUCUCCUUCAACUGUGAUAUGGGUAGUUCAUUACCAGGAUGUAUCAGUCAUUUUUUCGCUGAUGAUUUAGCUGGAAUUAUAUCUGGACAAUUAGGAAUAAAAUAUUCUGCUCAAUGUCUCGAUCUGGAAAAGCGUCUUAAAGUUUUUCUCGAUCAUCUUGAAUAUUAUUCGUGUCUAACUGAUCAACCUAUUAAUACGAAUAAAACAGAGGCUUUAUUUAGCGCACGCGCGAUUGGUUUUCCUAAGUUUAAUCUUCAUUUUAAUUAUGGUUCUAAAGAAAAAAUUAACUGGGUCCCAGAGUAUAAAUACCUUGGUUAUGUAAUUUCAUCUAAACUAGGUUGGGGAUCUUAG
Molecule: messenger RNA, 2406 nt
Organism: Adineta steineri
Lineage: Eukaryota; Metazoa; Rotifera; Eurotatoria; Adinetida; Adinetidae
Source: the annotation of a GenBank genome assembly